Molecule: messenger RNA, 1248 nt
Organism: Brassica napus (rape)
Lineage: Eukaryota; Viridiplantae; Streptophyta; Magnoliopsida; Brassicales; Brassicaceae
Exons: 1
Coding region: 1-1248 (415 amino acids)
Source: RefSeq, a predicted model, not a curated record
AUGCACAUCUAUGCCUAUUCUGGUGUUUGGAGAUCGUCCAAAACAAAAGGGUGGAAGUUUCUUGUUGAUGAAGAAACAGGAGGUAGACUACUUACUUUGGACACAAGCAAAACCUUUGACAACCUAAGAGUUAUGGUUUGUGAGGACUUUGGAACCGAUCUAAACUUGGUCAAUAUCGACCUGAGUUACUUACCUUCCGAUUUGGUUAUUGGCCUCGAUUCACCACCUGUUUUCAUCACCAAUGAUCGACAACUCAAAAAAUUUCUUACAUAUGUGAAGACCAAAGCUUCAACGCGGUUAUGUGUGUGUAUUCGAUCUAAGGUCGGAUUUAACUUGAAUGAAGAGCCUGCUGAGUUGCCUAACAGAGAGGAAGUGGGUAUGUCGGGUGAAGUUUCAGAUGAUAUUGAUGGUGAAGCCGAGCUUGAAGAAAAAGAUGCGAAGAUAGAUGAAAGUGAUGACGAAAACAAGUGUGAGAAAGAUAUGACCAACGGAAAGUCUGUCCGUUUUUCUCUGGUUGAUGUUGUGAAGAAGGGUCAACAUUUUACUAGCAAAGCAGCUUUGCAGGCAACAAUGGAAAUAUGCGCAAUGAAACAUAAUUUCGACUACAAGGUUGCCAAAACGGAUAGGAGAGUUUGGUACGUUUGCUGCGCGUAUGAUGAUUGCCGCUGGCGUGUUCGCGCAGAGGGAUUAACAGGUUCUUCAUAUUUUAUCAUCAAAAAGUAUGUGCCUGAUCAUUCAUGUGCUCCAUCAUCAAGGAACCACUCUGUUCGGACCGUUUCAUCAAAAACAGUUGGCAGUCUCAUUAAGCAUAAGUACGAAACUGUCAAGGAAGGGCCGAAACCUAAUGAUAUUAUCCAGUUUAUGCGUGAUGAUCAUGGAGUUGAGAUAUCCUACUCUUUAGCUUGGGAGGCACGUGAGUAUGCAGUAAGUGUUGUGAGAGGCAUUCCAGAGAAGGGUUAUGAAAAAGUUCCCAAAUACUUGCACAUGAUGAAGGAAGCUAAUCCAGGAUCACACACAUUUUAUGAAACUGAUAGCGAUGGGAGAUUCAAAUUCCUCUUCAUCGCAUAUGGUCAGUCUAUUCGCGGUUUUUAUGCUGCCAUUCGGAAAGUUAUUGUUGUGGAUGAGACUUUCUUGAAGAGCAAAUACAAAGGAGUAUUAAUGGUUGCUACUGCUUUGGAUGGAAACUCGAACCUAUAUCCUAUUGCAUUUGGAGUUGUCGACUCAGAGAAUGACCGCUCGUGGGAAUGA